AUUGGUUCCGCGCCUGUCCGCAGCCCUCCCUUUUUUUUCUCAGCCGCGUAAUGGCUGCUCCCAAGACACAGGGGGCUGCUACCCAAGGAGAGGAGGACGGUGAUGGCAACCGUGGCGGAACUGGGGGUGUCAGUUAUGAGGUAAGGAUUGUAUCCUAGAGCCGCUUUCCCUGCCAGAAAGUCCAGGUGGCACCACCAGUUUAGAAGGUUCUCCAUCUGUGCCUUGCAUUUUCUGUGAAGAACAUUUUCUUAUAGAUGAACAAGACAAACUUCUGAAGCACAUGAUCAUUGAACAUAAGACUGUCAUAGCUGAUGUUAAGUUGGUUGCUGAUUUCCAAAGGUACAUUUCAUAUUGGAGGAAAAGGUUCACUGAACAGCCCAUUACAGAUUUUUGUAGUGUGAUAAGAAUCAAUUCCACAGCUCCAUUUGAAGAACAAGACAAUUAUUUUUUGCUGUGUGAUGUUUUACCAGAAGAUAGAAUACUUAGAGAAGAACUUCAGAAGCAGAGACUGAAAGAAAUUCUGGAACAACAGCAACAAGAACGAAAUGAUAACAAUUUUCAAGGCAGUUGUAUGUUUUGCAAUGAGGAAUUCCUCGGAAACAGAUCUGUUCUUUUGAACCACAUGGCAAGAGAACACACUUUCAACAUUGGGUUACCAGACAACAUUGUAAACUGCAAUGAAUUUCUGUGUACAUUACAGAAAAAGCUUGACAACUUGCAGUGCUUGUACUGUGAGAAGACCUUCAGGGACAAAAAUACACUUAAAGAUCACAUGAGGAAAAAACAGCAUCGUAGGAUCAAUCCUAAGAACAGAGAAUAUGACCGAUUUUAUGUCAUCAAUUAUUUGGAACUUGGAAAAUCCUGGGAAGAAGUUCAACUAGAAGAUGAUCGGGAGUUGCUAGAUCAUCAGGAAGAUGACUGGUCUGAUUGGGAAGGACACCCUCUCUCUGCUGUCUGCCUGUUUUGUGAAAAGCAAGCAGAAACAAUUGAGAAAUUAUGUGUCCACAUGGAGGAUGCACAUGAAUUUGAUCUCCUCAAAAUAAAGUCAGAACUUGGACUGAAUUUCUAUCAGCAAGUGAAACUAGUCAAUUUCAUUCGGAGGCAGAUUCACCAAUGUAGAUGUUACGGCUGCCAUGAGAAAUUCAAGUCCAAAGCAGACUUAAGGACUCACAUGGAAGAAGCUAAACAUACUUCACUGCUUCCUGAAAGACAGACAUGGGAUCAACCACAGUAUUAUUUUCCAACCUAUGAAAAUGACACUCUGCUGUGUACCCUGUCUGACAGUGAAAGUGACCUGACAGCUCAGGAACAAAAUGGAAAUAUCGCCAUCAUUAGUGAAGAUACAUCUAAACUGCAUGCUUUGAAACAAAGCAGUAUUUUGAACCAGUUGCGACUACAUGAGUCCUUGAAAAACUAGAAGAAACUGCCACAGAAGCAAUGUUUCAUGUUUUCUCCUGUGAGACAGACGCAAAAUACUUUAAAUUUGAACAUCAGCAAAGGAUUAGUCUUUGGUAAAAUAAACUUUUUUUUUUUUUUUUUUUUUUUAAUUGGCUGUCUUGGGUCUUCGUUGCGGUGUGCGGGCUUCUCAUUGCGGUGGCUUCUCUUGUUGCGGAGCAUGGGCUCUAGGCUCGCAGGCAUCAGUAGUUGUGGCUCGUGGGCUCUAGAGCGCGGGCUCAGUGGUUGUGGCACACGGUCCUAGUUGCUCUGCAGCAUGUGGGAUCUUCCCGGACCAGGGAUUGAACCCGUGUCUCCUGCUUUGGCAGGCGGAUUCUUAGCCACUGCACCACCAAGGAAGUCCAAAAUAAACUUUUAAAAAAUGAAUUUUUUUCCCAAAAAUAAAGUAGAAACUAAAUAAAAUGAAGACUUUUUGUAUAUGGGCUCUAAAGUUUUAUUAUGUAAUCAUUGUAAAUGAUCUCAUUUCAUUAGACUCAUAUUUAUCUAUAAUAAGGAAGACGUGCAAAUCACAAAGAAGUGAAAUGUUCAAAUUAUUUAUAAACCUAAUUUCAACCGGUAGUUUCAGUCACUUCCCCACAGGCUUUCAUCAUCCAGCAAGUCACAAAAUUUGACAGACGUGUGCUUUCUGUACUACAUUGGGUCAACUGUGAAUGUAGUGACCAAAAGAGGAGCCACAGAAGAGAGGAACAGUGGUCAAAGUCCUGGAUGAUGCACAAAUUGGACACUAUUUUGGAAAAAUCAAGAUCUGACUAUAUUAUUAUUAUUGCUUUCCACCUGGAGUUACUAAACUCUCUAGAAAUGGACAUCAAGACAAAUAACUUCACUUUCCCCUACAGUGUAUAUACGGCUAACAGAUGAGUACCAUUUUCUAAAAAACAACCACAAUACCAUCAUGACAUCUAACAAAAUUAACAAUAACUUCUUAAUAUCAUAUGUUUUCAGUUUUCCUUAGUUGUCUCAAAAAUGUCUUUUUACAACCUUACCAGUUACAGGACAAAUAUUGUAUGCCUCCUGAUAAGAUGCAAUGAGGAAGACAAAACAUCACUUUUCAGGGUUCUUCCCCAAAAUGUAUAAUGUGAAUAUACUGAAGAAACAUCAACUAAACCCAAGUGAGGGACAGUCUACAAAUAAUUGGCCUUUACUCUUCAAAAAAUCAAGGUCAUGAAAAACAAAGACUGAAGUAACUGUUCCAAAUUAAAGAAGACUAGAGAGGUAUCACAUUGUGUAAUCCUGGAUUGGAUCCUGGACCAAGAAAAUAUGGUUUUCUUCUGCUGUAAAAGAUAUUAGUGGGACAAUUAGCAAAAUUUGAGUAAGGUCUGUAGUAAACGUUAGGGUAUUCAUAUUAAUUUCCAGAUUUCAGUAAUUGUAGUAUGUGUAAGAAUGUUCUUGUCUUUAGAAAAUACACACUGAAGUUGUUAAGGGUAAAGGAGCACUUUGUUGGCAAUAAAAAACUAAUAUGGGGAAUUCCCUGGCAGUCCAGUGGUUAGGAUUCCGGGCUUCCACUGCAAGGGCCCUGGCUUUUUUUUUUUUUUGCUGCAUUGGGUCUUUGUUGCUGUGCAUGGGCUUUCUCUAGUUGUGGCGAGCGGAGGGCUACUCUUCGUUGUGGUGUGGGGGCUUCACAUUGUGGUGUCUACUCUUGUUGCAGAGCACAGGCUCUAGGCACGCAGCCUUCAGUAGUUGUGGCACGUGGGCUCAGUAGUUGUGGCUCACGGGCUCUAGAGCGCAGGCUCAGUAGUUGUGGCGUAUGGGCUGAGUUGCUCCGCGGCAUGGGAGAUCUUCCCGGAGCAGGGCUCAAACCCGUGUCCCCUGCAUUGGCAGGCAGAUUCUUAACCACUGUGCCACGAGGGAAACCCAGGGGCCCGGCUUUGAUCCCUGGUCGGGGAACUAAGAUCCUGCAUGCCAUGCAGCGCAGCCCAAAGAAAAAAAAGAAAACACACACACACGCCUAAUACGGUUAUGUAUAUAUAGAGAGAAUGAUAAAGUAGAUGCAAUAAGAUGUUAACAUUUGGGGAAGUCUAAGUGAAGGGUAUGUGGGAAUUCUUUGUACUAUGGCAACUUUUCUAUAAGUAAAAAUAGAUUAAAAAAAACUUUUCAAGAUGUCUUUUUACUUGGUUUGCUUAAAUCAGGAUUCUAGUGAGAUACGUACUUUGCAUUUGGUUGGUGUGGUCCUUAAGGGUCUUAUGUAUAACAGUUUAUGCUCCCUUUCAUUUUAACUGCCACUUACUUGUUAAAGAAAUUAGGUCAUCUUUCUCACUUUCUGAAUUUGGAUAGCGUAUCCUCUUUGUGUCAUUUAACAUGUUCCUCUAUCACCAAUUUUUCCUGCAAACUGGUAGAUCUAGAAGUUCCAUUAAAAAUUUGUGUUCAAAAAAAUUUUUACAAAAAUAAUUCAUAAGAGAUAUUGUGUGCUCUCUCUCACAUCACAUCAGGCACAUGAUAUCUGAUGUGCCGCUUUUAGAGAUGUCACAGUUGAUCAGUGCGCUCAGGUGCUGUCAGUCUGGUGCAUCCUUAUAAAGUUCCCCAUCAAACCAUUUUAGUGCCCACUGGUUUAUGUUAUCUAGAAUUUUUUUUAGGGCUUGCAAAAUGGUGAUCUUCUAAUUCUAUCAUUUCUUUACAAAUGGGUACUUCACACAGCAUGUGUGCUAGAGAGCACUGGAGUCUGAAGUUCUACUUUUCAACUGUUAAUGCAAGUCUAUAUAGGCAGUGCACCAAGACUAAUCUUGAAGUCAUGUGGUACGGCCUGUCCAGAAUCUCAAGAGUAAUCUCCCACCAUGUGAUCCAAAAUUGACUGGAUUUGUAAAUUAUAUGAGCUGUGGCCAACGCUUUAGAAUCCAAGCCUCGAGCUGUGCAGACACCUGUACAACGGUUUUCAUUGAAAACCAGCAAACAAUAAAUGGGAGGCUUUAUUUAAUGAAAAAGCUACCGAAGUUAAAGACACAAUUAAGUUGUUUUAAAACCAAAGAUCAAGAAGGCAGUUACUCCUGUGCCUAGAAACUUGUGUCUCUAGGAAUCAGAUUUGUUCAGAAAAUCAAGGAAUGUCUGGGGUGUUUCUAGAAUGUGCUUCAGUCUUAGAACAGGAGCAAUGACAGGAUGAGAACAAAGUAAGUGAAGAGUAAUUAAGCUUGCGAAGGAGAAAGCGUUUUUGGAGAUGAGAUUUUAGAGAACAGAUCCAACAGAUAUUAAAGGAAAAAUGAAAUUGAAAGACAAGAUAAAAGGGACGGGAUACUGUACUUGGAGUUUCAUUCAUUUAAGAGGUUUUUUCUUAGGUUGGUAGAUAUUUGGGGGAGAUCAUCUGGAACAUAAGGACAGAAAUAAUAACUUAGUUCCAAAGAAAUUGAACAAGAAUAUAAGCAAAGUCUCAGCAAACUGUACUGACUGUCCCAGAGGGAGCACGGAUACAGGCCACUACUGGCAAAGUGCUCUCUUAGAGCCACGCAGAGACUCUUUGGGAAGAACCACUGGGGAACUGCGCCUUAAAGACUGGCACAGUGGUGUCAAGUGUACCUGAAAGUCUGGGCCAUUUGAGAGGGGAAUAGCAGUCAAAUGCAAGUAAACUAUUCGGGGGGUAUUGAAUGAGUGUCCAGAUGUUGCUGUGAUUGUAGGUAAGGACGUAAGUGCUGCCUGUGCCCAGAGUGGGCACACCUGAGAAAUUCUGAGCAUUAAGACUGUAAAGGAGGGCAGCAAGAAAGAUGAAGCAUAAUAGAAGAGAGUGAGCAGGGCAGUGAUAAAUGGAAUCCAACCCUGGAUUGGCUGUCUGCCCAGUCAGAAAAUACAUGCUGAUUAUCUCACUCGGAAAAGUGAGAGUGCUCAAGAUUUUUUUUUGGACAGUAGUUGCCUUUGACAGACCAGAACCUAGUGACUUAUCUCUCAGAACAGAAGAGCCCGUUAGACAAAAUCUAGACGAGAAAGGUAACAUUAUCUGGGCCAGAAAGGAGAGAAAGUUUAAGAAAAAGAAAGAAGGAAGAAAGCAUCAGAUCCUACAAAUACUGUUAGGCCUAUAUGUGUUAGGGAAGGAAAGGGAACAACUUAAGAAAUAAAUUAUACUGUGACAAACUCAGCUGUUCCUCCCAGAAAGGUGUAGAGGGAAAUCGAGCCCUAUUGCUGGAAAAGGCAGAGCCGAGAGGAAUACUGCUGGAGGCUGGACCAAUCAAAAGCAGGAGAAGGUGGUGUGCUGAGGAGGGCUGUCCAGAAGUAUGUGUCCUCGCCAGUGCAAUUAGUCUGGUAGUCCAGUUGCCCCCAGUAUUUAUAUAUGUCUUCAAUAAUAAUAAUAAUAAGUUUAGUUGGGUAUAUGGCUGCCUAGAAUGAAGACUACAUUUCUCAGCCUCUCUGGUAGUUCAGGGUAUAGGCAUACCUUGUUUUACUGGCACUUUGCUGUAUUGCA
Molecule: messenger RNA, 5833 nt
Organism: Balaenoptera acutorostrata (minke whale)
Lineage: Eukaryota; Metazoa; Chordata; Mammalia; Artiodactyla; Balaenopteridae
Gene: ZNF277
Product: zinc finger protein 277
Exons: 12
Coding region: 281-1417 (378 amino acids)
Source: RefSeq, a predicted model, not a curated record